UGUUAAGAUGCACCACUUUCUUUUUAAUCAGGGAUAGUUAGUCAUCAUAAAACGAUGCUAAUUCACCACUUAACAAUAUGGCGUUCCUUCAUUUAACAACUGUCAGACCUAAUCGGCAUAAUCGUGUUUAAGCCGCUUGUUCACAAGCAACAUAGCCUCUAAGCCAAGAUGAAACGCCCCUCUCAGGUCCGCAAGAAGGAUAAGCAAAAAGGAAAGGCAAAUGUCAAGGAGGUCCCAGUGCCGGAGCAGGAGGAGGAAGUUGUUAACCCCAGUCAAGUCAGUCGGCCCCAAUGGACAGAAAUGUUGAGCCAUGCAGAUGAAAUAGUGGGGGACAUAAUGGACGACCUGCAAGGCCUAGUCAUGGAUGGCUGUUAUAAAUCAUACAUUGAAAAACAGCUUGUACCAUACAGUUUGUCCUGGGUCAAGAACUACCUCACUGAGACUGUGGAGUGCCAAAUCUUGUGCCUGGAUCAAGGAGAGGAACCAGAAGAAUUAGCUUCAACAGAAGACCUUGAGCCUUUGUCGACUAUUCCAGAUUGCUGGGCCCAAGGAUGUGUGCCUACAAUCCAUACUGACGUUGGUAGUGACCAAGAGUCAUCACACACAGAGUCAAGUGCCCGAAGGCGAUCUAGGCAUGGUUCCUUAAAAAUCUUGGGUUUUAAGCAUGAUGAAAUGGAAGAGAAGAAGGAUGAAAGUGACCUCACAUCCAAUGUUUCUAGUACUUGUGCCCCAGAAAGCAGUGACUCAAAGAAGCUCAUUCAGGUGAGAAAGCCCCUCAAAGAUACUAGGAGGAAACUACUGCCACCUCUCUCCGGUUCGUCAGAGAAAAAGGAUGUGGAGGUGGAGGUGGAGGUAGAGGGUGAAGACAAAGACAGCGUCGCUUCCAAGACCCCACUGGGAUAUCGCUGCAAAGACCUCCAGCCGAUACCAAAGCUGGAUCCUAAGCGAUUGCCUCGACAUUGCAUUUGCCCAGAGUAUGAGAUUGUCAGUAAUGACUUCGCAAAACCUAGCCCCGGAAAAUCUUGUGUAUUACCCAGACUGGAGCCAAAACCGACUAAGCAGAAAUCUAAAAGGGCAGAGACACCGUCAAAGACCAUCUCCAAAGAACCACCAGAAAGGUUUCACCAAAGACAUUACGACAACAUCCAUCUGCAUAAGCAGGACAAGGAACGGCUUAAACUCUUUGGCCCGCUGAGGCUCGACACGAUGAUUUUGGCCAAAGGUGUUUCUCUCUUGGAUUCUCAAGCUGCUGAAAAUAUUCCUCCCAAAAUGAGCUAUCCUUCGCAGGCUACCAAUCUGAAGCCGAUGCCGAGUGAUGUUGCUGUGCCGAUAUAUUCAGUUGACCAGGUUGCUGCUGGUCCAACACCUCGAGUCACACCAAUAACGCAGACCAAGAACUGUGACACCUGAUUGAAAGACUUGACAUGACUGUCACUGCUUAAAAAGAUGAUCUAGAUCUUAAUGACAAGAAAAAAAGCUCAAUGCAAUGCAAGAAAGUUAUAUUUUGUCCUUUAUGAGAAAGUAGUAAUAAAAGUUUAGUUUUUAAAUCAUACAUUUUAAGUUAUACAUGUAAUCAGAAUUUCCUUUCUCAUUGUCAGCGUUCUAAAAAGAUUUUCUCUGUGUGAAAUAAAGAAAUAAUAAACAACAAA
This is a messenger RNA of Poecilia latipinna (sailfin molly), 1649 nucleotides long. It is a transcript of the gene c20h2orf81, whose product is annotated as chromosome 20 C2orf81 homolog. Lineage: Eukaryota; Metazoa; Chordata; Actinopteri; Cyprinodontiformes; Poeciliidae. Bases 169 to 1410 code for a protein of 413 amino acids. The transcript has 4 exons. The record is from RefSeq and is a predicted model, not a curated record.